GGAGAGAGGGAAGGAGACAGGGAGAGAGAGGAUAGAGGGAAGGAGACAGGGAGAUAGAUAGAGAUCUGGGUAAACAGAGGGCUGACGAAUAGGGGGAAGGUAAGAUAGCAAGAGGAAGGAGAAUAAACAACUGAAGGGGAAAGAAGGAUCGAGAAAACGAAAGAAAACCAGUUUGCCGGGAGGAAAGCAGCGAGAAAUAAUCGGAUCGAUCCUAGAUAGAGGAGGGGGCGAGUGGGGGAUGGGGCAGUGAGUGAGGGAGCAGGGGAGAGCGACCAUCGCCGACACCCGCCCGUCCUCCACUCCACUCCUCUCCACUACACUUGAUCCCCGAGGGCAGCGAUCAGCAACAACACCAUGAAAGAUCUUUUUUCACAUGAGCACAACAAUGAAGCGUAUACACUAUUGAAGCAAAUAAACCAUUACUUGGAACAAGAAUCCAAAUUUUUACCACGGCCAAGAGGUCUUGAUGCAAUAGAAUCCACCUUGGAGAAUGAUGAUUGUGUCUCUCCGAAGUUAAGAGAUGCUAAAGUGGAAGAUCUCCGGAGCUUGACCAGGUUCUUUGGCUGCAGUACAGAGACUUUUGUUUUGGCAGUUAAUCUCCUGGACCGAUUUCUGUCCUUGAUGAAGGUGCGACCUAAACACCUGCCUUGUCUUGGAAUGAGUGUCUUCCAUCUCGCAGCAAAGGCCAUUGAGGAAGAAUGCAAUAUUCCUUCUGAACAUGAUCUGCUCCGCAUUAGCCACUGCAAGUUUACCGUGUCUGAUCUCAAGCGAAUGGAAAAGAUUGUCUAUGAAAAGCUAAAUGGAGAACUCAAGGCUGUCACAGCCUUUCAUUUUCUACACCUGUAUCACGCCCUGGCACGCUACCAUAUAACUGAAGGGAAAGAAUAUCUAAUACUUGAUAAACUGGAAGCACAACUGAAGGCCUGCAGCUGCCGAUUUGUGUUUUCAAAAGCUAAACCAUCUGUAUUGGCUUUGUCGCUUUUGACCCUUGAAGUUGAAAACUUGAAAUCUGUAGACCUGUUUGAGAUUAUACUGCGUGUUCAAAAACAUUCCAAAAUAAAUCAUCGUGACUUGACAUACUGGCGUGCCUUGGUCUCGAAAUGCCUGGCUGACUAUUCUUCACCUGAAUGCUGCAAACCUGACAACAAGAAGCUUGUGUGGAUUGUUUCAAGGCGUACUGCCCGUCACUUGCAGAACAGUUACUAUAGUGUUCCUGAACUACCAACUAUUCCAGAAGCCGGCUGUUACAGUGAAAUGGGAAGUGACGAUUCUUGUGAAGAAAUGAGCUGUGGUGAAAGCAGUCUGAGCAGUUCCCCAAGGAGUGACACAGCAGAAGAGUUCUUCCCUGAAGACUUCGUGCAUCAAUCCAAGUGGCAAAAUCUGUGCUACCGAACUCCUUCUGCAAACUCUUUGUAGAUCAAUGGGUCACAUGAGCUCUCACAUCCAUGCUUUUAAAUUGUCAACAUGGAUGCAUUUUAAAAAGUGAAACGUAAUUGCAAGUUUGAUGUAAAUGUGGAAAGGAAGUGUUGGGUAUUGAGACUUCCACUGAGCUUGCCUGCAUAAACUACAAAAUAACAAAAACAGCUCAAGAUUUGUGAGAUUUCCCAAUUUCUGCUUAACCUGUGAUCCCAUACUGCAUCUCUGAAGCUUUGACUUUUAGCCAGUUAGAAUUACUUUAGCCAUUUUAACUGGGAAAUUACCCUUUUAAGUGCUUCCCACUUUUUUGGCAAAUUCUAUUUGAUUUUAGAUUUUAGUAACAAUAGUAAUGUAAUUUUAUGGCACUUUAAUUUUUAGAUGAAUACCUGUUCGGGUGGGUGUGGUGUAAAUCAAAAACAAAUACCUUCAACUCAUUCAUUCAAAAUACUUAAUCUACAAACGAAUUUCCAUCAAACCACAGUGAUCUAUAACUUUACAAGUACAUCGAUCAACAAUUUGACGCAUAAAAUAUGCAGUUAUGAAUAUCUUGUAAACUUUUCUUAAUGUUCUCCUCUUUUGUUGUGUGCUAUCUAUAUCAAUUGGCAGAAACAAAAGACCACAUUGCUGAUUCAAAAACAAGUAAUUUGAAUUGGAACUGGAAUCAAUAAAUUGGUUCUAUGGUACCAAUUUUGCCUUCUGGAAUUUAAAAAAAAAUCCCUUUUGGAAGCAAAAUGAUUCCCCUGAAAAUAUCUUUUUAGAGGGGAAAUACAUCAGUGCUUAUGCUAAAAGUUAUAGAUUGCAGCUGCACAAUUUCAAAUGAUUGGUUAUUUGUAAAAAGUAAUUCAUAUUUCAAGACUGGCUUAAAUAGUAACUGGGAAUUCAAUUAAUUAGAGCCUACUAUUUUGGUUGAAUGGUUUGGUGGGGAAGGGAUAAUUUGUAAAGAUUGAAGAAUGAAGUGAAAGCAAUUGGAUAAAAUGUGAACAUGCCCAGCCUGAGUUGUUCACCCGCCCUGACAAGAGCCGAGCAUUAUUUUAAGUUUUGUUUCUUCAAAAAUGGAAUUGCUCAAUAUUUAGAAAAUCUGUAUUGCAUUUGGAAUCAUUUAAAUAAGCAACUUUUUAUUUUAGAGGUGUAGAUUGUAAACUUAAUUGCUGGAAUUCUUAAAUCAACAGUGACACCAAUUUUCUGUGUUUAGUCAAGCGGCCAAUAUGCAGGACUGUUCCUGCUCAAAUGUAAUCCUGUAUUUCUUCCCCUUUCUUUACCUACUUGUCACAGGUUAUGUGUGUUAGCAUGACGGAUGUAAUAAUCACAAGACUAGCAGCAGCCCUGUGUCUGUCACCUCAGC
Molecule: messenger RNA, 2758 nt
Organism: Leucoraja erinaceus (little skate)
Lineage: Eukaryota; Metazoa; Chordata; Chondrichthyes; Rajiformes; Rajidae
Gene: ccng2
Product: cyclin G2
Exons: 8
Coding region: 355-1416 (353 amino acids)
Biological process (GO): mitotic cell cycle phase transition; regulation of cyclin-dependent protein serine/threonine kinase activity
Cellular component (GO): cytoplasm; nucleus; cyclin-dependent protein kinase holoenzyme complex
Molecular function (GO): cyclin-dependent protein serine/threonine kinase regulator activity
Source: RefSeq, a predicted model, not a curated record